AAUAGAGCUGAUCUAUUUGAAGUUCUGUUCGGUAUAAGCUAUUAUUUUUAAAUUUAUAAAAUUAGUUAAGUUUGUAUUUUUAUUUUUUAAUCAACGUAAUUUGUAAUAUGAAAUCCUAUUCACUUUUUGCUGUCCAUGACGACGACAUGGGUUUCAGUUCGCGUAUGGAUUGCUGCGGGCAAUUCGUCAAGUACAGUCUUUUCAUAUCGAAUUUCAUAAUAUUUAUUGGCGGCGCCACUGUUUUCACACUCACACUAUGGACCCUCGUCGAUCGUAGUUUCAUGAACGAAUUGUUGGGUACAAAUCUCUUCUCGGGUGCAGUUUACGUUUUAUUGGUUACUUCUGUAGCGAUUUGUUUACUCUCGUUUUUGGGUUGUGUGGGCGCGGGCAAAGAAGUGAAAUGUCUGCUGUUAACGUAUUUCAUAAUCGUUGCGCUGGUGUUUGUAACGAUGCUAAUCGGAGGCAUACUGGGUUAUGUCUUCAGAGAACGCGUACAGCAGACGAUGCGACAGGAAAUGCGCGCCACCAUGGCACUGUAUGGAAGCCGUCGCGAUGUCACCAUGGCUUGGGAUCAGACGCAAGAGCGCUUGCAAUGCUGCGGUGUGGAUACUUGGCACGAUUGGAAUCGUUAUGGACCCGUACCGGAGUCGUGUUGUCAGGAAUUAUUUGGUGGACAACGCAAAGACUGUAGCAUCUUUCCAACGAUAACCAAUCUCUAUAGUCAGGGUUGUUUAUAUGUAACGACAAACUUCAUACGCGAUCAUGCGGCGUUAAUUGGUGGCACGGCAAUAGCGGUGGCCAUAUUAAUGAUAUUUGGCAUGAUAUUCUCAUGUCUGCUAUUUAAUAUGAUUGAAUAGGGAAAGGCGUUGGGAAGGCGUGAAAAAAAUGAUGUAGAAGAGGACAGAAAUAAUAGCAAGCACAUAACUAAACUGAUUAGCAAUUUAAAGCGCUUACAUACACACACGCACAAAAACACUUCAACACAGACACAUACACCCAGCAGCGAAACUAAUCGAUGAGGCGUCACUGCAGAAUGCAUUGCAUUUGCUGUUGGACACGCAUGUCAAAAUUCAUACACAAAAUACAUACAUACAUACAUACACUUGUAC
Rhagoletis zephyria (snowberry fruit fly) is the source of this 1109-nucleotide messenger RNA. It is a transcript of the gene Tsp74F, whose product is annotated as Tetraspanin 74F. Gene Ontology annotation, cellular component: plasma membrane. The record is from RefSeq and is a predicted model, not a curated record. NCBI's taxonomy places the organism in Eukaryota, Metazoa, Arthropoda, Insecta, Diptera, Tephritidae.